AGGGUGUUUUGGGGGAUGAUCCUGCCUGCCUGCCUCCUCCUGUCCCUGUGCCUGGGGCUCUGCCAGUGCCUUGGGUCCUUUGUGCACUGUGAGCCUUGUGAUGAGAAGGCCAUGUCUAUGUGCCCUCCUGCCCCAGUGGGGUGUGAGCUGGUGAAGGAGCCAGGCUGUGGGUGCUGCAUGACUUGUGCCCUGGCUGAGGGGCAAUCUUGUGGGGUCUAUACUGAGAGAUGUGCUGGGGGUCUGCGCUGUCUCCCCAAGCAAGGGGAGGAGAAGCCCCUGAAUGCCCUGCUCCAUGGUCGGGGAGUCUGCCUCAAUGAGAAGAGCUACAGGGACCAGCUGAAGCCAGAGAGAGAAUCAAGAGAGGAAGAUCCAACGACAUCAGAGAUGGCCGAGGAUAGCUAUCCGCUCAAGCAUCGCAAGUUGGGGCGCCUGCCGGAGCACAAAGUGAUGGCGCUGAACAAUCACCGGCAGAAGAAGCAGUUCAUCGCCCGCAUCGUUCCGCUGGAGAGCAAAGACCAACCUAACGGUUCUCCCGAUCACGUCAUGGAGUCGGAAAUGGGUCCAUGCCGUAGGCAAAUGGAAACCAUCAUGCAAGACAUGAAAAUGUCUCAUCGCGUCUACCCAAGAGCAUUUUACCUUCCUAACUGUGACCGGAAAGGCUUCUUCAAAAGGAAACAGUGCAAACCUUCCAGGGGCCGUAAGCGUGGAAUCUGCUGGUGCGUUGAUAAAUACGGACUGAAGCUUCCCGGGAGCGACUAUGCAGCUGCCGACCUGCAAUGCCACAGCUUCGACAGCAGCAACGUCGAGUGAUUCUUCGCUCCCGCAACGUCCUGAACGCCAUCAUUUCUAAAAAAAAAAACAAAAAAUUUCCUUUUUUUAUUUCGAGGAUACCCAGAGAGAUUUUUCUUUUUUUUGUUCGUUUGUUUUUUUUUUUUUCCUCAUCCCAUCUCCCCAACGCCGAAAGAUUCGAUACCUUUUAGUUGGAGAAGAAAAAGAAAUAAUGACGACAACGAAACAGAAGCCAAGGAAAGUUAUCGCAGAGAAAAAAAAAAUGGAGUGGAUUUUGAGGCAACAGAAAAGUGAAAAAAAAAAAAAAAGAGGGGGGCCAAAUCUGAACGAUCCCUCGGAAAAGCACUGUUGCUAUUUUUUAUUUUUUUUUCUUGUAUUUUUGGGAAAA
Spea bombifrons (plains spadefoot toad) is the source of this 1177-nucleotide messenger RNA. RefSeq names its product insulin like growth factor binding protein 5 (gene IGFBP5). The transcript is spliced from 4 exons. The record is from RefSeq and is a predicted model, not a curated record. NCBI's taxonomy places the organism in Eukaryota, Metazoa, Chordata, Amphibia, Anura, Pelobatidae. Gene Ontology annotation, cellular component: extracellular region. Gene Ontology annotation, biological process: regulation of insulin-like growth factor receptor signaling pathway. Gene Ontology annotation, molecular function: insulin-like growth factor II binding; fibronectin binding; insulin-like growth factor I binding. Bases 16 to 810 code for a protein of 264 amino acids.